Molecule: messenger RNA, 2550 nt
Organism: Ogataea angusta
Lineage: Eukaryota; Fungi; Ascomycota; Pichiomycetes; Pichiales; Pichiaceae
Exons: 1
Coding region: 1-2550 (849 amino acids)
Biological process (GO): nucleotide-excision repair; transcription initiation at RNA polymerase II promoter
Cellular component (GO): nucleotide-excision repair factor 3 complex; transcription factor TFIIH holo complex; transcription preinitiation complex
Molecular function (GO): hydrolase activity; 3'-5' DNA helicase activity; DNA binding
Source: RefSeq, a predicted model, not a curated record
AUGGCAACCGAGUCUGAGAUUUACGACGAGGACGACAUAUUUGACUCGGAUGACUCGUACUCGUCCGGCUCGGACUAUGAGCUGAGUAAACAAGCUGUGCGGUCAAAGAAGAGGAAUUUGCAACUGGAACAGAAGGCAAAUGACGCUAAGGAGGCAAUACGCAAUAUAGAGAAGACAGCAAAGGACACCAAAUUCGACGACUCCGAGCUUGUGACUAUCUCGAUGGCGCGGCCGCCAGACUUUGUGCCCGAUUCCGUUUCUGCCGUCUUUGGAAAGGCGGAUUUCUCGUACUUGAAACUCAAACCAGAUCAUGCGGCCAGACCUAUAUGGAUCAGUCCGCUCGACGGCAAAAUCUUCUUGGAAGGGCUGUCUCCUCUUUCAGAACAGGCGCAGGAUUUUUUGGUGACCAUUGCAGAGCCCGUGAGUCGUCCAAGUUUCAUCCACGAGUACAGGAUCACCACGCAUUCGCUGUAUGCGGCAGUUUCCGUUGGACUCGAAACAGACGACAUUAUUUCUGUUUUGAGCCGGCUGUCAAAGGUCCCGCUGGCGUCCUCUGUUGUCAACUUCAUCAAGCAGGCCACCGUUUCGUACGGUAAAGUGAAGCUCGUUUUGAAGCACAACAGGUAUUUCGUGGAGAGUCCGCAGGCCGAUAUUCUGCAGAUGCUUCUGAAAGACGAGGUGAUUGGAAAGUUGCGGAUCCAAAGCAGCGAAACGACGGUGACGAUGAGUGACGGUUUGGUGAUCACCAAGCCCGCGCAAAAGGGCGACCUGGUGAUUCCAGGAACAGAGGAAAGCAAGAAACGAGAACAGGAGAAAAAGGACAAACAGAUCAAAACAGAGGAGCAGCCGCUUGCAGCCGAGAACGGUGCUCAGGACGAAAAUUUAGAAGACAUAUUCGCCACGGUGAUUGGCGACGCAGGAGAAGAAGAAGACGACGACACGGUGCACUCGUUUGAGAUUGCGCACGAGUCUGUUGAGAUUGUCAAAAAACGGUGUCAGGAAAUCGACUACCCGAUGUUGGAAGAGUAUGAUUUCAGGAACGAUACCCAGAACCCCGAUUUGGAGAUCGACCUCAAACCUUCUACUCAAAUAAGACCUUACCAGGAGAAGUCGCUGAGUAAGAUGUUUGGUAACGGACGUGCAAGGUCUGGAAUCAUUGUGCUUCCCUGUGGAGCCGGAAAGACUCUGGUCGGAAUCACGGCGGCCUGUACAAUCCGUAAGUCGGUCAUUGUGCUCUGUACGUCCUCUGUUUCUGUGAUGCAAUGGAGACAGCAAUUUCUACAAUGGUGCACGAUCCAGCCUGAAAACGUUGCCGUGUUCACCUCUGAAAACAAGGAGAUGUUUUCAGGAGACGCAGGGCUGGUGGUUUCGACAUAUUCCAUGGUUGCCAAUACCAGAAACCGUUCUUACGAUGCCCAGAAAGUGAUGGACUUCCUCACGUCUCGUGAAUGGGGAUUCAUCAUUCUGGACGAGGUGCACGUCGUUCCCGCUGCCAUGUUCCGGAGAGUUGUUACGACCAUUGCUGCGCAUGCAAAACUGGGUCUCACGGCAACGCUGGUCCGUGAGGACGAGAAGAUUUCCGAUUUGAACUUCCUCAUUGGUCCAAAGCUCUACGAGGCCAACUGGAUGGAGCUUUCGCAAAAAGGACACAUUGCCAACGUCCAGUGUGCGGAGGUUUGGUGUCCCAUGACCUCAGAGUUCUACCAAGAGUAUCUGAGAGAAAGUGCGCGCAAAAGAAUGCUACUCUACAUCAUGAACCCGACAAAGUUCCAGGCCUGUCAGUUCUUGAUCCAUUACCACGAAAAACGUGGAGACAAAAUAAUUGUUUUCUCAGAUAAUGUCUACGCUCUGCAGGAAUACGCCCUCAAGCUUGGAAAACCGUUCAUUUACGGUUCCACGCCGCAACAAGAAAGAAUGAACAUUCUACAAAAUUUCCAGUACAACGAUCAGGUCAACACGAUUUUCCUGUCGAAAGUCGGAGACACGUCUAUUGACCUGCCCGAAGCCACUUGCCUGAUCCAAAUCUCGUCUCACUACGGUUCCAGAAGACAAGAGGCCCAGCGGUUGGGCAGAAUUUUGCGUGCUAAACGCAGAAACGACGAAGGUUUCAACGCAUUCUUCUACAGUCUUGUUUCCAAAGACACUCAGGAAAUGUAUUACUCGACCAAACGACAGGCGUUCUUGGUUGACCAGGGUUACGCAUUCAAAAUCAUCACGCAUCUUCACGGAAUGGAGAAUUUGCCGAACCUCGCAUACUCAACAGCCAAAGAACGCCGUGAACUUCUUCAGGAGGUCUUGCUGAAGAACGAAGACGUGGCAGGCAUUGAAUUGGGUGAAGAUUCCGAAAACCUUGUUGGAAACGGAGUCUCGAAGAAACUGAAGAAUACCUCCAGGGCAGUGAAGAACCAAGGAUCGCUGGCCGGUCUGGCCGGGGGUGAAGACAUGGCUUACGUUGAAUACUCCAAGAGCAAGGCCAAGGAAGUUGCGCACCACCCAUUCUUCCAGAGAAACUAUUACAAAAAGAACAAGAGAAAGAAGCAGAAUCAAUAA